CCCUUUGCCACUGCCAUGGUAACGAAGAGCUCGCUGUGCCAUGGCAGAAGAUGCCCUUGCCUGAAGACGUAAGCUCGCUGAGCGCGAGCGCAAGUUCAUCCCGACGCAGGAGGAGACAACGGCAAGCCGACUCAUCCAACUUGACAUGUAGCUGGUCAUGUUCAAGAAGCCUGCUGAUCAUCGCUGUUUUGGCGACGAUUCUGCUUUUGGCAGUGAGCUCCUACCAGGCAGAUGCCUCUUCAUUCGUGAACAUCUAUAUGCAAACGGGCACUGCUGGAGAAUACGUCCUCGGCAAAGGCGAUGGUGACAGCAACGGCACAGUUGUCACAGCUGUCACCGCUGUCACUGCUGCUUCAUCGACGACGAGUUCAGUUGCGACGGUUGCGUUGGAGCCAUCAACGACCACUGGAACCACCGGACCUGCUCCACCGCUGGUAGCUGCGACGGUAGCAACGACAGCCCCAGCCACUGCGACAUCAGAGACCCAGGGUGCCCCCGGGGGACCAGUGAUGCAGGUCACUGAUGGCUCUGGAAGACUUGGCAAUAAUUUAGCCUUUAUUCUUCGUGGAAUUCUCUAUGCACAGAUGACUCAACAUGCGGCCGUCACGUUCAGCCUCACCAGCAAGCCUUGCAAGGAGCUGUUUGAACCCAAGGCAGUGUUGCCAUUGGGGGGCGCCAAGAUUGAAGGUCCUCGCUUCUGUCCAGAGAAGUCUGACAAGCGCCAAGAAGGAAGGCCAGUGUACAACUUUCAGGGUGAACGAUGCAAGGGAAGCACUGCAAAGGACUUUCACUCCCUGGCGCUGGAGACACUGGUGCAGGCGUUUCGACCGGAGUUCAAGACUUGUUUGGAUGCAGUUUCUGCACCGGAGGUCACAGCUAAGGAACUGACCGUGCAUCUCCGAGGGCAAGACCUUUGGGGAAUGCAAGAGUUUGAGCUGACAUCGGACAAACCCAUCCCACUAGAGGCCAAUGCGCAUCAUUGGCUAUGGCAUCAGCCGCCUUGCACAAUGUAUCGCAAAAUCAUUGUCGAAGAAGGCUUUACCAAAGUGAUUGUUGUGACAAGUCCUGACCUGCGACAUGUUUGUGUUGAGUGGCUGAAGUCCAACGCAGCGAGUCUUGGUGUUGAGGUCGUCAUUCAAUCUGGGAGUCUCCGAGAGGACUUUUGCGCUCUGGCCAAAGCAUCCAAUUUGGUCCUUUCCUUUUCCACCCUUGGCGACAAUGCAGCAGUGUUGAACAAUCAAGUGAAGAAGAUCUUCUUCCGAGAAUUUGCACAAACGCAUUCAUUGAUCGACUGUGGGCUUUGGCCAGGAACGGAAUUGUACCAGUACAAGAUGCCCAUCAGUGAAGGAAAGCAUCCACCUUAUGGCAACACAUACAGAGAGAUCAUCAAAUGGUUCACGACCUACGACGAGUCGCAGAUCACCAAAAGUGCCGGCUGCCGGUGAUCCCAUCGACACACCAUCGACGACUGGGAGAUUCCUCGCCGGCGCAUCGUGCCGGAUCGGAGCCUGAGAAGAGGUCGUCCUAUCGGCUUCCGCAUGAUGUGAUCUCCGAGAAGUGCGUGAUCUGCGAGUUCUUCAAAAA
This is a messenger RNA of Cladocopium goreaui, 1584 nucleotides long. Lineage: Eukaryota; Dinophyceae; Suessiales; Symbiodiniaceae. The record is from the annotation of a GenBank genome assembly.